Molecule: messenger RNA, 1452 nt
Organism: Sorghum bicolor (sorghum)
Lineage: Eukaryota; Viridiplantae; Streptophyta; Magnoliopsida; Poales; Poaceae
Product: ycf20-like protein
Exons: 2
Coding region: 100-1074 (324 amino acids)
Source: RefSeq, a predicted model, not a curated record
UCGAGUCCUUCUGUUCCUUAUCUUCUUCCUCAGGAAAACAAAGACAGAGAGAAGGACUAGGCGUGGAGGCCAGGGGCGCGCUCCUGCCAUGGCGCUCUGAUGGCCGGCGCGGGCGGUCUAGCCAGGGGGCUCGCGACCUCCUGCGGGGUGUGGCCAGCGUGGCCCACGACCCUGGCUUGUGUGGCCCCGGAGGUGGCCUGCGGCUCCAGCGGCGCGGCUCCGACAGCCCGGCCAGAGGCGCGGGCCUGGCUCCCGGCGGUGGCCUGCUCGGCCAGGGGCACGAGCGGCGGCGGGGCCCUCUCGUGGGCGCGGUGGCCCAGGCCAGGGAGCGCGCGGCCCUCCCCUGCGGGCGCGGUUCCCGGGGGCUGGCAGGGCGCGUGGCUCGCCCAUGGCCGGCGCGGGUCGUUCGAGGGGUCAUGGCCCUCCAGGCGGGGGCGGCUCACCCUCAGCCACGGUGCGCGGCGGCCAGCCGGCCAGCUCGCGGCCUGGCGCGUGGCAGUGGCGGCCGGCUCGGCUGGGCCAGGGGCGCGCGCGGCCGGGGCCAGAGGUUCGCACGGCCGAGCUCGGCCAGGAGGCGUGGCUCGCAGCCGGUCUGGCGGGCGCGGCGGCGUCCCGCGCACGUACUCCCGACGGUACCAGAUGAAAAACUGCAGAUGGAGGCCAACUUUUGCCUUGGAGACUGGUGGGCCAUCUAACACUGAUGGCCAAGACUUUGAUGAGGACAGUGGUUUUCUUGGUAGGACUAGACUGGGAAGUCUCAUCCAAGCUGCUGCAAGGGAGCUACUUGACAAGCUGAACUCUGCCAGAACGAAUUCGCCAACAAAGAUAUUCCUUGUCCUCCUUGGUUUUUACACAGCCAAUGCCUUGGCAACAAUACUAGGGCAGACCGGUGACUGGGAUGUUCUUGUUGCUGGUGUUGUAGUGGCUGCCAUUGAGGGAAUUGGCAUGCUCAUGUACAGAAAACCAAUUACCAGGCCUCCUGGUAGGUUUCAAUCUUUGAUUUCAAUGGUGAACUACUGGAAAGCUGGUGUAUGCCUGGGCCUUUUUGUGGACGCCUUCAAGCUGGGUAGCUGAGUUUACGCAAUCACCUUCUGCUAUCUGCUUAUAGUGCUUCUUUUUUGGGUAUAUUGGGAUCACAAUAACACCAGGAUAUAUUUCGAUGAUGGCCAUUGCUCAUUGCUCGAAUUCUAAUAGUUGCAUUUGGCUCAAAUUCUGGUAGCAAUGGCUGCUGAGGUAUUCGUUUUUUAAGAGCAGAUAUUAUUCUGAGGUGACAGUAUUCAUUUUUCCAGAACCGAAAGCCUUGUUUGGUAACUACUUACUACUGCAGGCUGUUAAGCACUGUUUGGCCUGUAAACUGUUGAUAUGCUGUAGUUUUUCUCACCUCCAUGUAACCCUAAUAUGCAUCUAUGCUUACUCAGAGAAAAAUUAAAAAGAGUUGCUUCUUUAAAAAAA